CCCCGCCCUGCUGAGGGGGUGGGGAGAUAUCACUCUGGCCAGCUUCGGAAAACAGGUGGUGUUUCCUCUUCAAGGGGCGGAGCGGUGCUUGCCCCCUAUAAGCCGCGGCGCACCGCCGCUGGGCUCAGUGGGGCAGUGAGCUCGCGGGGAACGGCGGCCGGGGGGUAUGCGCUCUCAGAAAGGCGGUAGAGGAGACAGAAGCGCGGUCCCACCCCAGACAGUGAAGAAGCUUCUGGAGCAGAAGAGACGGCAGCAGACAGCACUGGGCUAUGCAGCCAGCUCUCAGGUCCCAUCAGAUGUCAUUGACUCUUCUCAGACAGAUGAUUGCCCGGAGCCCAUGGGGCUGGGAAGGGGAUCUGGGGGGGAAUCUGCUCCUGGGCCCCCCCUGGCUCCCUACCCACCCUGGCAGGUCGACCCCUCAUGCCAUGCGGCCUUCCCCGACUGUCACUAUCACUGCUCGGCCGUGGCCAGCAGCUACCAGCCCCCAGGACCCACGUACGAGGCAACAGACUCCUACGCCUCUGUGGGGACCGGGGUGUUUGGAGCAGGUGAUCCCUACAGCACCAUGAUGGCAGCCACGGGGGACUUGGAGGUCCCUGUACCACCCCCCUUACUGGGCCUGUUCCCAACUCCACAGGCAUCCUCUGCCCCCUGGAUGCAGCCCACCCGGAGCACCCCCUAUUCUGACCCCCUAGAGCUGGGCAGCUUUGUGGACCCAGUUGGGGUGCUGGAUCCUGGGGACCUGACCAGGGCCCGAGCCGAGAUCCGGAGCAUGGACCCGGUGCGGCUGCUGCAUCAGGAUGAAGAUGGGGACACGAUUCUACACCUGCUGGCUGCCCGGGGGCUGCGUCACUUUGCCCAGGCAGCUGCCGAGGCCUUCAAGGAGUGCGGGCAGCUGGAGAUAAAGGAACACAAGGGCAAGACCCCACUGCUAGUGGCUGCCACGGCAAACCAGGCCGAGCUCGUGCGGGACCUGCUGGUGCUGGGAGCUGAUGCCAAUGCCGCUGACCACAAGGGCCAGACACUGCUGCACUUGGCGGCCACCUACGGGUUCCCCAACGUCCUCAUGGCCGUGAUGGCGUCUGGGGUCCCUGUCAACGUGGAGGCUAGGAACUUUGAAGGCCAGACCCCUCUGCACUGUGCGGUGAUCUCCCACAACAAGGCCUUGCAGGCACUGGGUGUUGGGACCCCAACCCCAGAGCGGCUGCAGGACAUGCUGGCCUGCAUCCAGGCCCUGCUGCACAUGGGGGCAGACUAUACAAGCCAGGACAUAAAGAGCAGCAAGACGGUUCUGCACCUGGCCGUGCAGGAUGGGAACCUGUCGCUGGUUCAAUUCUUCCUGCAGCUGCCUGGUCCGCGGCAAUUCGUCAACAUGAAGGCCCAUGGGAACACAGCCCUGCACAUGGCCACAGCCCUGCCGGGCCCGCCCUGCCAGGAGAGCCUCGUGCGGCUGCUGCUGAGCCGGGGGGCUGACCCCAGCGCCCGCAACCUGGAGAACGAACAGCCAGCCCAUCUACUGCCCCCCGGGCCCAGGGGAGACCAGCUGCGCCUCUUGUUGAAGAGCCGGCGCCCGCCCCCUGGCGCUGCCCGCCGUCCCACCCAGCCCCCCUAGACCCAUGGCCGCCAAAGGAAGUGGGCAGUGGGGGACUCGUCUGGUGCCGCUCAGUGAAGCAGGGUGGGGGGAGAGGAUUUGGAAUUUCUCUGGAACAUUGUCUAUAAUAUUUUCUGUAUUUAACUAACUUAUUGUAUGAGGGCCCUCCGGACGCCUGGGUUCUCCAAGUCCCCUGCUCCCUUGUUGCUUGGACCCCCACUGGGUCUCACAGCAGCACGCAGCAUGGCCAACCAGAUGCCUGGGUCCACUGCUGCCUGCCAUAUGGGGCUGCAACACUUGGGGGCCGAGCCCCUUGCCUUCCCCCUCUUGGGGCUGGGUGUGUAACUGCCCCCUACUGGACUGAUGGGUGGGCAGCAUGUGCUUGUGUCGAUGCAGUGGGUGGCAACUGAGGGUAAGGCCAGGGGCAGCGCCAGCUCUAAACCCCUAGACCCCACUUCCCCCCCCAGAGCUGGGCGUAGAACCCAGGCGUCCUGGUUGUAGCAGCCUCCUUCCCACCCACCCCACAGGGAGGGAGGUUGGUUGGCCCCAUUAACCUUUUUUCUCUGCUGAGCAUUGACUCAGCCCAAAUUUCUAUCUGGGGGCAGCCCUACACCCCCUCUUGUGAUGUGUUCCCCACAUAUUGCUGGGGGGGGUGGCAGAGGGUCCUGUGUUAAUUUCAGCCCCAGGGAUGGCUGGGGGAGACCCCCUGAUUUCUAUGAAAUCAUGUCUCAGUUGGGAAUUGAACCCAGGUGUCCAGCCCCACCGAGGGAGGGAUGGAGGGGGGGGGAACUACCCCCCCGCUUCAGUCAUAUCAUUUCUGUGAAAUGAAUUCUUAUGAACCACAGUGGUUCACAUAGAGGGGAGGGAGAGUGAAGCAGUGUGUGGGGCGGACCUAGGUGUCCGACUGGCCUUUGACCCACACCCUGUGUCUGCCCCUACCCUCCACAUUAUCACAGCGCCACAUCCCCAAACAGGCUUGAGUGACUGUGAUAAGGGUGAUGGCACGGCGGUGCCCCCUUCAGACAGCAAGCAGAACUGCUGCCUGUUUCAUAGCUCCUGUACUACCAAGGGCCAUUGUCCUUGGGAGGCAGCGGGCUGGGGUCCAGCGCUGCUAUUAUUACCCCCUCCCACAAAGGGGGGUCCCAAGUUUGUUCCCUUGUUGGAACAUGAGAUGUUUCAUUGAGAAAUAAGAUGUAGUGCUUCUUGCCUGUUCAAACUUCCCGCACAGCAUCUGUGUUACUGGAAACCUGUAGGCCAGAUACCCUGGUUCAACUUAUAGCUGGGCCUAGUGGCUCUGCCUCAGCACUGGGCACACUGUUAUAUGUAGCUGUUCCCUGGCUGCCCCACCCCAGAGGUGGCUGCAUCUCAGUGCAAGUCCCCUGAGCUCUGACUAUCCAAGGUGGAGAAGGGCAGACUGUAAGCUCCUUGAGGGGCAGGACUGUAUUUUUUUUGUUUGUACAGCCCUUGGCACCAUGUGGGGUGGGACUGUUACUAGAACUCCUGCCAGCUGCCGCGAGGGAACUAAGACAACUGCUUGUCCAGAGCCAGGGGGAAUCAAUGGGCCCUCCUAGCUAAACCCCUUUUCCUUUUCCGCCCCCCCCCCCUUCCCAGUGACAGCCAGGGCUGUUGUGGCUCUAGGCAGCCUAAUGCUGGGGCAUUGGGGCCAGCCCUGCCUGUUGGGGGAGGGUGUCCCUUAUCCAAGACCCCUUUUCACCUGUCUGGGGAUAAACAUUAGAACUGCUCCCCUUAACCCAACAGCUUCCCUCCCCAUGGUGACUCCUGUUCCUAGUGCCCUUAGUAGCCCCCAGCGAGCCAGCAACAACCCCACGGGGGCAGAGAUCCUAGCCCCACCCUUGGGGGCAGGGAGAAAACUUCGGUCUGGGAGGUUACAUCUCCCACAAGCCAGCCGGGGCGGGCAGGCGCACCUGGGCAGGUGCCUGUUGCUUUGUAUUAGGUGGGGGGAAGCCAGACUGAGGUGUUGGCCCGAGGGGCUCCUGACCCCGAAAGGGGGCUCCUAGACACCCCCAAAUAAUAAAUGGCUAUUGACAUCCUU
Messenger RNA from Dermochelys coriacea (leatherback sea turtle), 3644 nucleotides. It is a transcript of the gene NFKBID, whose product is annotated as NFKB inhibitor delta. Gene Ontology annotation, cellular component: nucleus. The transcript has 12 exons. NCBI's taxonomy places the organism in Eukaryota, Metazoa, Chordata, Testudines, Dermochelyidae. The record is from RefSeq and is a predicted model, not a curated record. Gene Ontology annotation, molecular function: protein binding. The coding region runs from base 167 to 1612 and encodes 481 amino acids. Gene Ontology annotation, biological process: regulation of gene expression.